AUGGGAACUACUAUCGUCGGUGACAAAACAUUGGAGCUUCUCCGAACCCGUCUAUUGGACGCAGUGAGAAAGGAAGCGGCAGCACUAGUCGCUGAGAACUUCGGCAGCGCCAGUGAUAUCGAUAGGAACUUCAAGUCUUUGUUCCAAGCAGAGCUGGGUCCCCACGAAAUUGCCAACCCGGGUCAAACCACUCUCCACGACAACCAAGGCGACAACUAUGACAUGAUUCCUCAUACUCCAAUCAGCUGUCUCAAUCCAAAAAUAGCCGACAACCUUACCAAGUCCUUUCAUGACAACCUCGUCGGUGUUUGGACAGUUUUAGAGUACAGCAUGCUCGACAAAUCGAACCGAAACAAAAAGAUCCACCCAUGGGGACCCAUUCUCGACGGACAGAUCAUCUUUUCUCAGAAUGGAUAUGUGAACGCCCUUGUCACAAUUCCAGGACAGGCUCCAUUUGGAGGUGAUGUGCCCUGGACUUCAGGGACUGCUGAGUUGGCAGAAUCUGCAAAGAGAUCUUGUUCCUACAGUGGGAAGUACUUCGUCGAGAGAACACCUAUCGGACCGACCUUGGUCUACGAUCUCGAGAUUUGCAAUUAUCCUGUUUUCCGUGGACAGAAGUUCCGAGUGUUCCUCGACUUCGUGAAAAAGGACAAUCAACAGUUCCUCGUCACUACAUUGGCAUCGAAUGAUUCGGAAAGACAGAAGCAAGAGGUCUUUCGCAAGAUGUAA
Messenger RNA from Penicillium brevicompactum, 729 nucleotides. RefSeq lists its product as uncharacterized. The record is from RefSeq and is a predicted model, not a curated record. Lineage: Eukaryota; Fungi; Ascomycota; Eurotiomycetes; Eurotiales; Aspergillaceae. The transcript has a single exon. The coding region runs from base 1 to 729 and encodes 242 amino acids.